GAAUAGAUGAACAUGAGUAAGACAUAUAAUAGAUCAUGUAUCUCCACCCUUUCAAUUGGGUGGGGCUGGUUUGUUUUGCUAGCUUUUCAAUGGAGAGAUAUUCAAAAGAUGAGCUUUCAUUCGUUAAGGAAGUACCUGAUCAAAUCGAAAUCGAAUGUCCAGUUUGUCUUCAUAUCUUUACAGAUCCUCAUCAGGUGAGCUGCUGUGGUAGAAAUUUUUGUCAGUCUUGUAUUGAGAGGAUAAAAGCUAGUAAUGGAUCCUGUCCUAUGUGUAAAGAGGAGAGGUAUCAAUUCUUUGAGGAUAAAAAUAUUAGUCGAAUCAUUAACGGGUUACAAGUCUAUUGUACCAAUAAGGCGAAAGGUUGUCAAUGGAAAGGAGAUUUGAAGUAUCUACCCACUCACCUUAGUAAAGAGAUGAGAGAAGGAGAUUGUCAAUUUGAAAAGGUCAAGUGUCGCUAUGACAAGUGUCGAAUUAGAAAUCAACGUCAGCAUCUUAACAUUCAUGAGAAAGCAGUGUGCGACCAACGACCAUACAGUUGUGAGCAUUGCUAUGCAGAAGGUACAUAUUUAUCUAUUACCUUCUUGCAUAUAAAAGUUUGCUCAAAGUAUCCUACAAAAUGCCCCAAUAGUUGUGCAAGUUCUGUUAUGCCUCGAGAUAGUGUUCCUGAUCAUUUGACCCAGUGUCCAUUAGAGCCAGUAGAUUGUGUGUUUAGUUGGGCUGGUUGUAAUGAUAAGCCAUUACGUAAAGAUGUACAAGUACACACUGCU
This is a messenger RNA of Amphimedon queenslandica, 767 nucleotides long. RefSeq names its product TNF receptor-associated factor 5-like. Gene Ontology annotation, biological process: regulation of canonical NF-kappaB signal transduction. The record is from RefSeq and is a predicted model, not a curated record. Lineage: Eukaryota; Metazoa; Porifera; Demospongiae; Haplosclerida; Niphatidae. The transcript has a single exon. Gene Ontology annotation, molecular function: zinc ion binding. Gene Ontology annotation, cellular component: plasma membrane signaling receptor complex. The annotation marks the transcript as partial.